Anolis carolinensis (green anole) is the source of this 3304-nucleotide messenger RNA. RefSeq names its product broad substrate specificity ATP-binding cassette transporter ABCG2. Gene Ontology annotation, cellular component: plasma membrane. Gene Ontology annotation, molecular function: ABC-type transporter activity; riboflavin transmembrane transporter activity; efflux transmembrane transporter activity. Gene Ontology annotation, biological process: transmembrane transport. The transcript has 15 exons. Bases 1168 to 3198 code for a protein of 676 amino acids. The record is from RefSeq and is a predicted model, not a curated record. NCBI's taxonomy places the organism in Eukaryota, Metazoa, Chordata, Lepidosauria, Squamata, Anolidae.
UGAUGCCUUCUCGAGUUUCUCACUGCAGAGGAUGUGUAACAAUACACCAAAUCAGAAGGGUGGGGUGUUUAGGGGUUUUCAUGUUUACUAAAGGAGAGAGAGUCCUCCAGGUUGUCACUGCAAGCUGAUGGGAGGAUUUGGCUCACCUUUGGGUAUGUCUAGUCUUACUUUAUGCUCUGAGGAUUGGCUCACCCUUGGGUAUGUUUAGUCUUACUUCUUGCUCUAAGGAUUGGCUCACCUUUGGGUAUGUCUAGUCUGGGUUGCAGUUAACCGUCAAGAAAACCAAGAUCAUGGCAACUACACCUAUUGAUAACUGGCAAAUAGAAGGAGAAAACGUGGAGGCAGUGACAGACUUUAUAUUUCUAGGCACGAAGAUCACUGCAAAUGCAGACUGUAGCCAGGAAAUCAGAAGACGUUUCCUUCUUGGGAGGAGAGCAAUGGCCAACCUUGACAAAAUAGUGAAGAGCAGAGACAUCACACUGGCAACGAAGGUCCACAUAGUGAAAGCAAUGGUAUGCCCCAUAGUAACCUAUGGAUGCGAGAGCUGGCCCAUAAGGAAGGCUGAGUGAAGGAAGAUAGAUGCUUUUGAACUCUGGUGCUGGAGGAAAAUCCCGAGAGUGCCUUGGACCACAAGAAGAUCCAACCACUCCAUCCUCCAGGAAAUAAUGCCCGGCUGCUCACUGGAGGGAAGGAUAUUGGAGGCAAAGCUGAAGUAUUUAGGCCACAUCAUGAGAAGACAGGAAAGCUUGGAAAAGAUCACGAUGCUGGGGAAAAUGGAAGGAACAAAGAAGAGAGGCCGACCAAGGGCAAGAUGGAUGGAUGGUAUCCUUGAAGUGACUGGGUUGACUUUGAAGGAACUGGGGGCGGUGAUGGUCAACAGGGAGCUCUGGCAUGGACUGGUCCAUGAGGUCACGAAGAGUCGGAGACAACUAAACGACUGAGCAGCAGCAGUCUUACUUUAUGCUCUGAGGAUUGGCUCACCCUUGGGUAUGUUCAGUCUUACUUCUUGCUCUAAGGAUUGGCUCACCCUUGGGUAUGUUUAGUCUUACUUCUUGCUCUGAGGAUUGGCUCACCCUUGGGUAUGUUUAGUCUUACUUCUUGAUCUGAGGAUUGGCUCCCCUUUGGGUAUGUCUAGUCUUACUUCUCACUCCGGAGGUCUUGUUUGUUAUGUGCCGGCCCAGUGAUUUCCUUUCUCUGCUUGACACCAACAGCAACAUGUUCCAGAAGUUCCUGAAGCCUGAGCCGGCCCAGCAUGAGCCUUCCGAGAGAGAGGCCCGAAUGGCCGCCCUGCGGAAGAGGAGGAUCACGUUCCCAAGUUGCAGGCAGUCCGAAGGGAGCACCAUGACCUUUCACAAAAUCAACUACCAGGUCAAAAUUAAGACCGGCUACUACGGAUUCCGGAAAGAAGUUAUAAAAAAGGUUUUGAGUGAUGUCAGUGGUGUCAUGAAACCUGGUCUCAAUGCCAUUUUAGGACCCACUGGCUGUGGAAAAUCUUCGCUCUUGGACAUCUUGGCUACAAGGAAAGAUCCUAUGGGGCUGUCUGGUGAAAUUUUGAUAAAUGGCUACAAGUUGCCUGCACAUUUUAAAUGUAUUUCUGGAUAUGUAGUACAGGAUGACAUAGUGAUGGGAACUCUGACAGUCAGAGAAAACUUAGCAUUCUCAGCUGCUCUUCGGCUUCCUCUGACAAUGAAUACUGAGGAAAAGAAGGAGAGAGUUGAAAUGGUAAUCAGGGAACUGGACUUGGCUAAAGUUGCAGAUUCAAAGGUUGGCACCAUAUUUAGCCGUGGAAUUUCUGGAGGGGAAAGGAAAAGGACCAGCAUUGGGCUAGAGCUGAUUACGCACCCGACAGUCUUGUUCUUAGAUGAACCCACAACUGGACUGGAUGCCAGCACAGCCAAUGCUGUCCUGAUGCUCUUGAAAAGGCUGUCCCAUCAAGGGAAAACAGUAAUUUUUUCCAUCCACCAGCCUCGGUAUUCUAUUUUCAAAUUGUUCGACACCCUGACACUUCUUGCUGCUGGAAAGCUGAUAUAUCAUGGGCCAGCUGACGAAUCACUUGAGUAUUUUAAAAAUUUAGGUUUUGUUCAUGAACCUUAUGACAAUCCAGCUGAUUUUUUUCUGGAUAUCAUCAAUGGAGAUUCAACUGCUAUAGAAUUGAGUCAAUCCUCCAUUGACACUUUAGAGAUUGAUAGGACCAGCGAAGUACAGCAGACCAUUGCAGAAAUACUGACUUCGAAGUUUUACAAAUGUGAUUACUACAAGAUGAUGAGAGAAGACCUGGACCAGCUGUCCUUAGAAGUCACCAAAAGGAGUGAAGUUUAUAAAGAGAUCCCAUACUCCACACACUUUUUACAUCAGCUCAAAUGGUUGUCAAAGCGCACCUUUAAAAAUCUGAUCGGCAACCCACAAAAUUCCACUGCCCAGCUGGCUAUUAUCACUGGUAUGGCAAUAAUUUUUGGAGCUGUUUAUGCUGGAGUUAAAAAUGAUAUGGCUGGCAUUCAAAAUAGAGUCGGUGCUUUCUUCUUCAUGACAACCAGUCAGUGUUUGAAUAGUAUUACGACUGUUGAACUUUUUAUCACAGAGAAAAGGCUAUUUAUGCAUGAAUAUAUUGGUGGCUACUAUAGAGUGUCUGCGUAUUUCUUCUCAAAGAUCAUAGCUGACAUGAUGCCCAUGAGGACUUUGCCAGGCAUUAUCAUCACCAGUUUAAAUUACUUCACAAUAGGUUUCAAGCCAAAGGUAGAGUCCUUCUUCAUCAUGAUGGCCACACUUAUAUUAGUAGCCUAUGCAGCCAGUUCUCUGGCCCUCGCAGUCGCAACAGGACAAAGCGUUACAUCGGUUGCAAAUCUCCUCAUAAACAUUUGCUUCAUGUUUAUGAUUGUUUUCUCUGGCUUGCUGGUCAAUCUCCUAACCAUUUCCCCUUGGUUGAUGUGGCUGCAGUAUCUCAGCAUCCCUCGCUAUGGCUACAAUGCUCUGCAAGUCAAUGAAUUUAUUGGGCUCAAGUUUUGUAGGGAUCUCCCGCCAGGAGCCAAUGAGUCAAUCAUCUCGCAUGAUCUGUGCACUGGAGAACAAUACCUGGCGAGUCAAGGCAUUGAUGCCAGUAGCUGGGGAAUGCUGCAGAAUUUCGUUGCACUUGCAAUCAUGACAGUCAUCUUCCUGACAGUGGCAUACCUGAAACUGAGGUUUCUAAAGAAGUACACUUAAACAAGUAGGGUGCAUUUUCCUCCUCAGGACGGCAAUGUACUGUUAUAGUAAACGUAUAAUAUUUAUAAAAUAAAAUAACUCAUUAAAUUGUUUUUUUCUGAUUGAA